Messenger RNA from Melampsora larici-populina 98AG31, 2673 nucleotides. RefSeq lists its product as uncharacterized. Lineage: Eukaryota; Fungi; Basidiomycota; Pucciniomycetes; Pucciniales; Melampsoraceae. The record is from RefSeq and is a predicted model, not a curated record. The transcript has 12 exons. Bases 1 to 2673 code for a protein of 890 amino acids.
AUGACCAAGCAAGCAUCUCAAACCGGCAAAACCAACCAGCACCGUGCGGCAUUACAAAACCCACGUCAACCUACGGUACCUGACUUUGGAAACAUACGCCAACCUAAGUACGGAAAUCAUCAAAACCUUGGUUCUUUAACGUCAGAUGUUAAUCACAACAACACCACUGCCGAAGUUGGUGGGGAUACAAGCAUGGAACAAACGGAACCCGGCGAUGUACCUGAGACACCCACUCCACAGGCUAGAAAGAAUCGCAUAGACCCGCAACUCGGCGCGGCCAGUGAAGAAUGCUCUAAGGCAGACAAGACAACUGAAGCACCAACUCAGACUCUGAGUUUGGGUGUAAUCCACCCUGCUGAGAUAGAGGAAACCCUGGAUGCGACAGACGCACCAAUCCACACGUCUGCCCAACCCGCGGACAAACCCUCUACUGCUGAAAGCAGUACCCCUGCCGAGAAGCCUGUGGCAGAAGCAACCAUUAGCGCGACGCAGAAGAUGCGUCAAGUCAAGAUUAAGAAAGCCAGGGCAGAGUAUGAAGCAGUUAAAGUGCUGUACCAGACCACCCUGGAACGGGUAACCGGUUUGGAGAAGGAAGCUCAGGAUGGAGCUAUCGACAAGGCCUUGAUGUUAACAAAGGCAUUUCUCGCUGAAUUGGAAGUCACAAUGCGUGAGGACGAAGCUGCUUACCUGGCUGCUCUAUCCGGUAACCACCCCAAUGUCAUCUUUGUCCCCAGCAAUCCAGCACCGCCUGUGGGGAUUAAUCGAUCUCUCCGCCCGAGACCUAUCCCUGUGGCUAAGAAGCGUAAAGGGCCUAGCAAUGAAGAUGGUUCCUCAAAGCGAGGCAAGGUAGCAGAUGUCUCUACCUUCUUCGACUUAGAGGCUAAGGUAUCCAAUAAGGAACCUACAAGCGAGAUCUUGGGCAAGGGGAAAGGACCAAAGACCCGUGUGAAGAGCCGAGCUUUCGUUACACAAGAGGACGACGAUUGGGCACACGGAGAGCAGUACCCAAAUCAGCAGGUUGAGAUGAAGGAUGUAGUUGAGGAGAAGAAGAAGGUUGAGAAGAAAAAGGAGAAGAAAGUUGAAGAAAAGGAAGAAGAUAAGAAUGAAACUUUACCUGUUGACGCAAAGAGUAUUUUUCAGGUUGAGAAGCCAGAUCUCAGUGCUCUGCUCAUAGAUCCUAGUCCCGAGGAGAUCCUCGAGUUGAAGGCGAAUCAGGACUCAAUCACAUCUUCUCAAUUCAACUGGGGAGAUGUACUUACUGUCCCUGCUGCGAAUGUGAUCCACGCUUGGGAGUACAAUCUCGAGUCAGCCAAGGGGAAGCCCUCAGCAGCCGAUUUGACUCUGCACCUCAACUAUGUUCGUGCCCUGGUGCAAGAUCGCGAAAUGAUGUACCUCAGGCUUCAAUGCUUUAUCAAGAAUAACAUCAAGAACGCAUUUUCAACUCUGCAUGAUAUUCUUUCAGACAGCCUUAGGCUUAUAUCUUAUGGAAACGAACAUGAGACAUUCAAGAUUAGGACUGAUGGUGAAGAUGGUGUGGCUGAGUCAUCUGUAGAAAUGGGGAAGACCAUCGCUUGGUUAUUGAAUCAAUGUUACUCGGCCGGCUCUGACGAUCAACCUGGUAGACGAAGUCGGUUAAUUCCUUCGAAUGUUAAAUCUUUACAGAAGAAAUUCUUUCACAUCUUCCUGGGAAUGAAUUUGAUUUAUGAGAAUGAGGUUCACAAUGGACUUAUCAAGAAAGCGGAACUUGCUAAGUUACGGAUUCGUGAUAUCAGGCAAAUGAAGUCUGAUCAUAAGACUAACUCGGUCUUGCAUCAACUCUUCAACGAUCGGAACAAGUUUUCGUCUGGCAACCUCAAAUCGAUUGCUGGCCCUUCUAAACCUGCUAAGACAAUCACUUCAGUUUCUGGAUCCCAAUCAUCUCAAUCCGCGAAUCCAAAAGUUGUCAAAGAGAAAUUGGUUUCAGCAGAUACUUCUAGAGAUAUAUCAAAUGUCAAGAAACAGUGCCUUCUAAACUUAGCUUUGUUCUUGUUGUAUGGCACAGCAGGAUUAUUUCACGCUCUGCCCAAUUAUAAAGAGCAAAGUAUGCCUGAAAGUGCGAUGAUUGUAUUCUUGGCUUCGAUUUUGGCGGAUCGGCGAUUCAACAAGUUCAACGAGUUACCUCACUCUUAUGGUGACCAAGCAUGGAAUCGACUCGACAAUUUGAUGUUCACAUCGCUCAAGCGGUUUUUGACCAAUUCUGGCCAGUUCAACACUCGGAUCAAAUGGAACGAGAUGACUAACCACUUUCACCAAGAAUUCGAGGAGAAGAAGUUGGAAGCUUUGUUUAUGUUGGAUCUGUUAACUGAAACUCGCCGACCUGGUUUGACUAUUGGUUUGGAUGGCCUAGUUCUUGAUCAUGUCAACAUUGACAAUGUCAAAUUGAUGAAGAUGAACGCUCCAGCUACUGAAUCUUUCCGGGUGUUGUGGGGCCCGACCGAAGGUCCUCCUCAGCCAGUGACUGAUCGAGGUCGAAAUCUUUAUCCUGACGUUUCUGGUGAUAAUAAUCAGGUUUCUGAGAAGGCUCCUGUUGAUGAUGAGGUUUCGGAUUCUGAUAAUUCAGGUGAGGAUGGAGAAGUAGUUGAUGGAGAUGAACAAGGUGAUGGUGAAGAUGGAUCUGAUGUGGAGGAGGAGUGA